CGGAACCAACCCUCGGGCAUGCUUUGAGCAUAGCCCAUAGCUUGGCUCGUGCGCGGCUUUGUGUCCAGGCGGCCUGGUGGCGACGCCGGGGCACAGUGAUCACGGUGACGAGGCCAUGAAGAGAAAUGGCAGGCCUGGGGGCAGCUCCGAGCGUUUCCCAGGCAUCAUUGUCCAGAGCGGAGCAUUACGCCGCGGAGGCCGCGUCUUUCGCUUUCAACGGCCAGCUGCGGAAGUGCCAGCGGGCCGCGCAGUGGCGAGACGCGUUGCUUCUUCUGCGCGGCCAUGGAACCGUUCGCCCGGAUGUGGUGAGCUUCAACACGGUGGCAGCCUGCAGGAGAUGGGCUGGCGCCGCGUGCUGCGAGUGCUUGGAUCGGCGCCCAAGCCAGACGUGGUGAGCUUCAACACGGCCAUCAGCUGCUCGUGGCACAACGAUCUGCUUCUCGCGGACAUGGCCUGGCAUGGAGUACUGCCGAACGCCGUGACUUUGAACACGGCGCUUCGCCAAACCCGGCGAUGGCGAUCCGCGCUGCUCUUCUGCGACGCAGCGCAGUGGCGGCGCCUGCGCCGCGACGCGAUCACGGCCUCGAGCUGCGCCAAAGCAUGCGCAGAGCGGUGGCAGGUUGCAGACGAAGUGCUGCUUCGCAUGCGGCUUUGCGACCUGCCUACAAUUUGCAUCCGCACCGGAAGCUGGCGCCGGAGCCUGGACAGGGAGUCGGCCAUCUAUGAGAGCUGCAAGGCAUCCUCUUGGCGCCCGGCCUUGGCGCUGCUUCGGCGCUGCGGCUGCCUGCGGGCCCAGGUGGCGGCGAUGAGUUUCGGGGCGCUGGCAAAGAGCUCCUGGCGCCAAGGGCUGCUCCUCCGCCAGGCGUUGGACGACCUGGCCUGGAAUGCCUGGCUCAGCGAUGCUCACUGGACUCAGGCUUUGCAGCAUCUUGUCCUGUCGCCCAAAAAGGACAUCGUGGCCUUGAGUAGCGCCAUGGGCGUAAGCGGGCGGGCUGCCCAGUGGUUGCACGCGCUGGCGCUGGGCGACACGCCUGGAGGAAUGCUUCGAAGAGAUGCGGGAUUCUUCAAUGCGCGGCUGAUGGCCUUGACCACCGGCCAGCAAUGGCAUCGCUGUCUCCAUCUCUUCCAGCGACUUCCCACUGCCUCGCUGUCGGCGGCCGGAGCAGCGAAUGAGGCCAUGAUCAACGCUGGGUUUUGGCGGAGGGCGCUCAACUUUGCGUCACAGGUGGCCAUGAGGCUCCCUGCGCGAGGCUUGGUCUUCAGCUCCCUGCCGGCGGAGCAGCGCCUGUCUGCCUUCCAGGACGACCUGCGGCAUGGGCUUGAACUGGACACGACCUGCCUGAACCUGGCGCUCAGCGUUGCCCCCUGGCCCACCGCCUGCUUUCUGCUGGCCUCCGACGACGGGCUCCGGGAUGUCGUGAGCUACGGCGCCGCGCUGGGCGCGUGCGCGCAAGCAGGUAUGUGGCAGCAGGCCCUGCUUUUGCUCGAGGACAUGGCCAAGGCGGAAGUGACACCCAAUGACAUUUGCUACAACUCUGCCAUCGCAGCGCUCAGCGCGGUGGGGCUCUGGCAACAGGCGCUGCUUUUGCUUCGUGGCGCCAGCCGACCGGGCUACGGCGCGGCCAUUGCCGCCUGCGCGCAGGGCGUGCAAUGGCAGCGCGCGCUGUUGCUGCUCGCUGUGAUGGAGCAGGCCUCCUUUGAGCCAAACUUGUUGGCGUGCAGCUCGGGCAUCGCUGCCUGUGCCCAGGGGGGCGAGUGGCAGCUUGCCCUGGCUAUGCUGCAGUCUUUGACCAGGGCCGAUCUGGUGGCCUACAGCAGCGCCCUCAGCGCUUGUGAGUGGCAGAGGGCUGGCGCCCUCUUGGCGGGGCUGCAAAAGCUGACUCCCAACGAGCACAGCUACACAGCCACCGUUGCCGCCUGCGAGCGUGCAUGUCGCUCACGAGAACCAACCAAAAACGUGGGUUUGCGUGGCGGAAGCCGAAGUGAACGGGACAAGAGUCCCGCAGAUGCAAUUUAAUGUGCACCGAAGCGAACGGACUGAG
Molecule: messenger RNA, 2042 nt
Organism: Effrenium voratum
Lineage: Eukaryota; Dinophyceae; Suessiales; Symbiodiniaceae
Source: the annotation of a GenBank genome assembly